AUGGAAGAGUGUUUAGAUGAUAUAAAUGAAGUUCUUGAGCCACAGAAGAGAAGAAAGAAACGAGCGGUCAUUGAUCGGAGAAGUGAAGAAGGAAACAUCCGCUUGUUCAAUGAUUAUUUCAGUGAGAAUGCUAUAUAUCCCGAGGCCAUAUUCCGACGUCGCUUUCGGAUGAACCGACCAUUGUUCAUGCGCAUAGUUAACAAGCUAUCCGAGUUACAUUACUUUACGCACUUACCGGAUGCUGAUGCAGUCGAUGAAUACCUCAGACUAGGAGCGAGCACUGCGCUAAAAUGCUUGCAUAAAUUUGUCAACGCAAUCAUCUUAUUUUACGAGAAGGACUUACCUCAGAAGGCCUACACCAGCAGAUCUCAAACGAUUACUCAAGGUCGGAGAGAGGUGGAUUUCCCGGCUCAAUAG
Messenger RNA from Microthlaspi erraticum, 417 nucleotides. The record is from the annotation of a GenBank genome assembly. NCBI's taxonomy places the organism in Eukaryota, Viridiplantae, Streptophyta, Magnoliopsida, Brassicales, Brassicaceae.